AUGGAAGGUUUCAAUGCCACAAUAUUUGCAUAUGGCCAAACAUCUUCUGGCAAAACACACACAAUUUUGGGCAAUGAAACAGAUCCUGGGCUUUUCCAAUUAGUAUCCAAUCAGUUAUUCCAGCAUGUGGCAGACCAGGUUGAUAAGAGGUACUUGAUUAGAUGCAGUUAUAUUGAAAUCUACAAUGAAAAGAUCAAUGACCUCCUGGAUAAGAGCAAUCAGGGUUUAACUAUAAGAGAAGAUAUCAAAGGAAAUGUGCUGCUUGAUGCAAGGGAACCUGUCGUAGACAAUGUUGAUAAAGUUAUGGAGAACAUGAUGCAGGGCAAUAAGAUCAGACGGGUUGCAGCUACUCGCAUGAAUGAGAGGUCAUCUCGAUCACACACGAUUUUCCGGAUUAUUCUGGAGUCGAAAGAUGCCAAUCAGAAAGAUGGCUGUACAUAUAAGCUACCUUAA
This is a messenger RNA of Acanthoscelides obtectus, 453 nucleotides long. The record is from the annotation of a GenBank genome assembly. NCBI's taxonomy places the organism in Eukaryota, Metazoa, Arthropoda, Insecta, Coleoptera, Chrysomelidae.